GCACGGACAACGGGCCGAAUGGCCUGAUUCCAUGCUGUAUCUUUCAAUCAAUCAAAAACGAUGGAAUUGGAUGAACAGCAGAUUUUAUUGGGGCCACACAAAGGUACACAAGCAAUAUAUCUAUGCUUUAAUCUAUGGAACACUAAACAGGGUUCAAGAGCAUCAGACUGUUCCCAUUAUUGAGUUUGCUUGUCUAUUUCAUUCAACUCUUUAUAUUAGAGUCACAGAGCACACAAACAGGCCCUCUGGCCCAACGUAUCCAUGCAGUCUAAUUAGCCUAACCGACCCCCAUGCAGCUGUCCAAGUGUCUUUUAAACAUCGCAAUGGUACCCAUUUCUUCCUCUCCUUCCAUAUACUCACCAUCCUAUGUGUGGAAAAAAAAAUUCCACUCUGGUCCUUUAAAAAAAAAAAUCCCCUGUCACGUUAUACCUAUGCCCUGUAUUUUUAGGCCCCCCUUCCCUGGGUAAAAUACUGUGGCUGUCCACCUAAUCUAUACCCCUCAUGAUUUUAUAAACUUCUAUAAAGUCACUCCGCAGCCUCCCAUACUCCAAGGGGAAAAGAUCCUGCCUCUCCUUAUAACACAACCAUUCCAGGCCUGGUAACAUCCUCAUACAUCUUUGCAUCCUUUCCUGUUUAAUUGUGUCCUUCCUAUAGCAGGGCGGGUGGCCAGAACUAUACGAUGUAUAUGCAUGCCUCAAUUGGUUCCGUGAAUGUCACAUAAGUGGUUCUGGCAUAAUGUUGUAUUGUGGGCAUCAAUUCACAUUUACACCGGUGUUCAUUACUGAAUAAUUUAGUAUCUGCAUCACUCUGUCCACUAACAGCUUUGACCUAAGGAGCUCGAUCCGAAGCGUUACCUAUUCCUUCUCUCCAGAGAUGCUGCCUAACCCACUGAGUUACUCCAGCUUUUUGUGUUUACGGUAUAAACCAGCAUUUGCAGUUCCAUCCUACACUGACCAUUCUACGUGUUGCCUGCACCGACUCAUUGUGUUCCUUUACAAUAAUUCUGUGCUAACUCUCCCAUUGUGUUUUAUGCUCAAUCCAGCCCAUAUUAGCUUCACCAGUACACUGGGCAAGAUUUGCUUCGACGUCUGCAAAUAUAUUUUUGCAAAGCAAAGCGACUCUUUAAAGGGUUCAUAAAGUUCCUGCUUCCGACCAUCACGCCACCGGAUACGCAAGCCCUAACUGUGUUUGCCAGACUUCCCUUGGAGCUGAGGCGCACUUCAGUUUGAUCUGCCUGGAAGUGCGUGCGAAUCAAGUGCAAACAACGCGAACUCAUGUUUCACUCCGUCCCCGAGAAGGUCGCGCAAAGAUGAAAACAAAUAUGGUUCGUUUGGUCUUCAUUUUCCUUUGGCUCCAGAAUUGUUGGGAAAAUUCAGGGGUUUGGUCUGAAACGCCAACGUUUUGCGACGGCGGUGCGUGCUACAGUUUGCACUGGGAUGCGGGCUCAUUUGUGAGGACAAAGGAGAAGUGUGAAGCUAAGAAUGGGUUCCUCACCUCCAUGGCCAGUGAGCGCGAAGCAAGGAGCAUUGAGCGGCUUUUAGAGACCAGUGUGGAUGUGGCGCCCGGACCGCUUCACCUGUGGAUUGGACUUCACAGGAAGGUCAAGCAGUGUUACAUUGCUGAAAAGCCGUUGCGUGGAUUCCUAUGGGUCAGUGGCAAUGACCGCUCUACAUACAACGCCUGGACCCGGGAACCAUUGAGGACGUGCACACACAGGAGAUGCGUGGAACUUGUGGUAAACUUCACAACGCGGAUACAACUCAAGUGGAAUGAUUCAACGUGUGACCCCAAAAGAAACGAGGGUUUCAUCUGUAAGUACCCGAUGUGCGAAAGCCUACAGACUGACAUUAGAAACGUGGUUUAUAAAACCCCUAACAAUGCAAGCCAAUUCUUUCCUCGUGUACCUCGAGGUUCGGUAGCAACCAUUAUUUGUGCCAACGGCAAGUCAGUCGCUGUGAAGUGUGAGCUACAGCAGGGGCGAGUCAACUGGUCUUCGUCCAGAAGCUUGGAAUCCCUGUGCAACAACUGUCUGCAAGUUACAAAUAAUGGCUCUUGUCGAUUUGGAUGCUUUCAGUCGCCCCGAGACUCCUUCUGUUUGUGCGACAAGGGUUUUUCAGUCAACCUCCAGCAGAACCAUUGCGUUCCCGAGGGAGACUUGGAAUAUGGUUUUAACGUGACGUCCGGGACUUUCCCGAAAGACAGCGAGGACCCGUCUGCCAACACUGCCUUUGUAUCAGCCUCCCCGGUAUCAACAUCUCAUUUAUCCAGUCGCGCUGAAAAUCCCACGGCGACUCUUCCUCCCACUGUUGGGAGAUCCGAACCUGCAAAACGGGAGGCACAUUCCAACCUAAUAUAUCAGGUUAUUAUCGGGGCACUCGCUCUGAUGCUGUUGGUCGCGGUUGCGGUGAUAAUUAUCAGAGAGCGUCGUUACAGAGGUGCCCGGAAAACGGGAAACAAUGGACUUCGAAUAGAACCCAAACGUGUAGACACUGUUCACCAAGAGCACGACAUAGUCCAUGAGAAGACCGUUAUAAAUGGUAAUCACUACCUGGAUACUCCUUCAGCGAGUGAGAACGAAAUUAACGAACCCAAGGAAAAUGGUGAAUUGAGAGUUUCGGUGACUCAAUGAGAAACCGCGUGGUGGCGCUUUGCCUGAAGCUGUGAUCUAUGACUGGGCCAGCAGAUUCUCACUUCAAUACACAACAGGUUUUGUUCUUUAAGAGUGCAGCGACCGUUUAAAGUGACCAAUGCGUAGAGGAAACAGUAAUAAUACCAAAAUGCUUCUAUCAACUGAAGACACAGAGCGCUGGAUUAGCUUUGCGAGUCGUGCAGCAUUUCUGGAGAACGUGGACAAACGAUGUUUCGGACCGGGUCUGAAGAAGUAUCCUGACCCGAAACAUUGUCUACUCGCGUUCUCCAGUGAUGCUGCUUGACCCACUGAGUUACUCCAGCGUUUUGUGACUUUUUUUUUGUAAACCAGCAUCUGCAGUUAGUUGUGUAUUUCCCUCAGCUGCACGGCAGAUAUAGCGUCUCGUGUUUAUUUUCUGUUGAAUAUUCAUAUAAAAGCUUUUGAUUGUUCAAGAAGCCUAAUCCCCCCUCCAUCCCGCGUUUGUGCAUCAGUAGGCUGUGUUACUCAAGAGAGACAGACACAAAGUGCUGGAGUAAAACUCAGCUUGUCGUGUGACUUGUCGUGUGGCGGUGGAGGCAGGUUCUCUGGAUGCUUUAAAGUGAGAGCUAGAUAGGACUGUUAAAAAUAGCGGAGUCAGGGGAUAUGGGGAGAAGGCAGGAGCGGGGUACUGAUUGGUGAUUAUCAGCCAUGAUCACAUUGAAUGGCGGCGCUGGCUCGAAGGGCCAAAUGGCCUACUCCUGCACCUAUUGUCUAUUGUCUAAUGUCUAUUGACUCACUGCUGCAUUAGAUGCUUAGAAUAGAUAUGUACAAACAAACGACGCUGUGACUUAGAUUUACAGGGCACGUGGUUAUUUAGUUAUUGACAAGGCACCAUUAAAUCAAUAGCAGUUGCUACAUAAACUGUGUAGUCAUGUUGACAUUGAUCUCAUGAGCAAAUGUCGUUUCAAGGAAACACAUUUGUGCAGAUGCCGUUAAAAACCGAACACUCAGCGGCAGUGGGGGGAAAAAGUGGAUCCAAAAUCUACCGUGGUUUUGUUUUGAACGUAUACGUGUAUUUUGUUUGAAAUAUUGAAGAAAUUAACAAAAAAUCAGACUCGAAAUGUAACGUGUCGGCGAAUCGAAUGGGGUUAAAAUAGAGGGCUUCGAUCUCAGUAAAGUGCUAAUGUGUGUUAUAGAAACGACUAGAUCCAGGCGAGGGACAAAGUUCGCUAGAUAAAUUUAAGCACUUCAGAGAUUUCCCUACACUUUUAAUUCAUGCAUACAGGCCCUUAGACGCACCAAGUCGACCAUCACGUAUAGAACACAACGGUAGUUCUAUGCGAUCGCACUUUCUCACCCACUCCCUACACACCAGGGACAAUUUACAGAGGCAAACUGACCUAGAAACCGGCACGCCAUUGGAAUGUCGGAAGGAAACCGGAGCACCCGGCGGCAACCCACGCGCUCACGGGGAGAUCGUGCAAACUCCACACAGACAGUACCCGAGGUCAGGAUUGAACUCGGAUCUUUUGCGCUGUGAAGCAGCAACUCUACCCGCUGCACUGCCGUUCACCUUGUUGUAAUCUGCAGGCUGCAUUAUGUAAUGUUUAAAUAUGCAGACUCUCCUUGUUUAAAGCAGCAUAUAAUCUGGGGAUAGGGGCUCGGAUAUUGUGUAUUCCAUGCUGAGGACAUUUAUUGAGUUGUUCCGUCUAAGGAAUAAAUAGAAGUUAUGUGUAGGAAAGAACUGCAGAUGCUGGUUUAAAUCGAAGGUAGAUCAUAAAAUGCUGGAGUAACUCAGAAGGACAGGCAGCAUCUACAGCAUCUGGGGAGAAUGAAUGGGUGAUGUUUCGGGUCGAGACCCUUCUUCAGACUUGAAACGUCGCCCAAUCCAUUCCCGCCACAGACGCUGCUUAAGCCGCUCAGUUUGUCCAAUACUUUCGUGUUUUGCUCUUUUAGCAUCAGUUUGAUUUGCCUUUCUGUAUAUACCAAUGUUGCAAGAUUUCUAGAGUUUCCCAGAGUCAAAUAAUGCAAUGAUGAUUCUAUCAACGUAUUACAUCAGCGCAGUUAACAACUAUAUGAACACGUGUCCAGUAGGGCAUGAUUUAAAAAAAACGAUCUGUGGGGGGUUCAGGUACGUGACUUAAGAAGGUUGGGAGAAGGGCGUGCUGCCAAAUCCAGUGACUCCAUCAAAGGCUCAUGGCUUCAAUUGAACCAUUAAGGAUAUGCUGUCUUUGAGACUAGAAUGACCCAGACAUUUCCCAUGACAAUUUGUAGGUCGCUCCAUCGUUAUGCGUAGGUGUUCAACUACAAGCGCGGAAUCAACGUCUGAACCUCGAGUAGUUCUUGACAUUGCAAUUGGAGAAGGCAACACGUAACACGUCCUGAAUUGCAUGGGACAUUGCCGCAGCUGUGUAGCUAGCGAUGUGAAAAGUGGGAUAACACGAGGGGAGCAGAUGUGAAACGAAAAAGCUCACAGAGUGCAUGGGUCGAAGCUGUCAGGCAUGGCUUCUCGAGCAAAACACAAUGCUGGAAGAACUCAGCGGGUUAGGCAGCAUCUGUGGAGGGAAUGAACGGACUACGUUUCGGGCCAGGAUCCUUCUACAGAUGCUGCCCGACCCGCUUGGUUCUUCUGGCAAUCAAGUGUCCAACAUCUGCAGUUUCUUGAGUCUCCCUGAACGGCUUCUCGUUUGAUGAAAGCGAAGAACAGUAAUAACAAUCAUUUGACUGGUUGACCUCUUGCUCACCAAAGCUACAUUUCUCCAAUUAAUAUGUAUGGAGUGUCGCAAUAAAAACGUAAUCGCCUAAAUAACCUCCAUUUCAAGGGCGAUGCAGUAAGAAUCUUUCAUUCAUUUGACGAAACGAGGCAGGCUGGCAGAUUGACGCUGCCUUUGCAGCAGCAUCAGAUAUUACAACCUGACUUUCACUAACUGAUUACUUUUAGGGACCGUCGAUGUCAAACUAAGCGCAGCGACAGGACGAUGCGAAAUGAACGCAGAGAGUUUCAAAUGACUUGAAAUUUUACAGCACUGACAAGACUCUUCAAGAAGCCCGCAAAACUGUACAGAAACAUUUUUUAAAUGAACAUUGCGUGUUGCCAACAAUAACACAAGGCGUGCAGCGUGGUUCAAACGCGAGAGAUGUUUUUCUACUGAAUUAAGCUUAAACUGAAUUAAGGCAAAGUUUCGUGGAAAAAGAACCGCCACCGGACAUUCCAAAUCGCAGCCUUGUUAAACAGAAACUGUUAUCUUCACAAUCUAAAGCAAGAGAGCGGGCAAAGCGACCAGAAAUCAUAAUAAGACGUCAGAAAUCUGUCCCAUUACUCCGACCACCAAGGCGGAGGGCAGCCUCUUUGUUGGAUUGGCGUAGCUGACCCGCGAGUACUCAGAGGGUGGUGGUUCUUGAGGUACAGGUACCAUUGCGGUACACACUCUCUGACUCCAUCGGGUCCUGUUGGAAUUCCUCCGCGCUGUAUGGUCUGCUUUUGAGGGCCGUGGCAUAGUAAUCCAUGGGCUCCUCUGCAACAUUGUCCAUCCAUCGCAGGCACAGGAUCCUCUGGAACGAUCGCUUGAAGUUGUCCGACAGAAAGCCGUAGAGAAUAGGGUUAGCACAGCUGUUGGCGUAACCUAAGACCACCACCAGCUGGCUGACGGUCAGAUUUUGUCGCCCCAGAAAUAUCUUCACCAACUGUACGAUGUAAAAUGGCAUCCAGCACAUCACAAACACGGUCACCACCAUCAUCACCAUCAAGGUGAUCUUCCUCUCCGUCUUCUUCCGCUGUUGCCAGCCCGCUUUGAGAGCCACCGCCCUCAUUUUGACAAUGAUGAGGAUGUAGCACAGACAGAUAGCCACGACGGGAAUGAGAAAGCCCAUGAGGAACGUAUAGACCACGAACACUUCCAGCCACUGCCUGUCGGGUUUGGGCAUCUGCAUGUUGCAGACCACGGAGCCGUCGGGGUUGGGGGCCGUGUUUGCAAAUAUGAUGAAAGGCAAGAUCACCAGCGUGGACAGCAGCCACACCGCCAGGUUCACUGCUUUGGCUAUGGUGGGUCUCCUGUAGCUGGCCGCUUUGAUGGGGUGCACCACCGCGAUGUACCUGUCCGCGCUGAGGACAGUGAGGCAGUAGAUGCUAGUGAACAUGUUGACGGCGUCCACACUGAGCACCAGCCGGCAGAGCAACGAGCCGAAGGGCCAGUGAUCCAGCAGCGUGGCCGUCACCAGGAAGGGCACGCUCAGCAUGAACAGUUCGUCGGCAAUUGCCAGGUUUAAGAUGUAGAUGUUGGUUGCUGUCUUCAUUUUGGCGUACCUCAGGAUCACGUAGAUGACCAGGGAGUUCCCGCACAGCCCGACGAAGCACACGACCGAGUAAAUGAACGAGAUAAAGAUCGUGUGGCUGAAGGCGCUGCUUGCAGUCCCGUUGUGUGUUGAGUUAGCGCCGUUCAUGGCAUCGCCCGGGUUGCCAGAGGCAUUGGGCAACAUGUUCUCGAAGACUAACGUAAAGGUUUUCCCUUUCAAUCCCACCAGCAUCUCCCGGAGCUCGCUGCUUGUUCCGGCUCCUGCGCGAAUGUCUGGGGAAAGUCCGGAGGUGCAGCGCCCCGAUCCCCUCGCCCCUGUAUGUGUCUGCCAGAGAGGAUGGAUUAACAA
This is a messenger RNA of Leucoraja erinaceus (little skate), 7249 nucleotides long. It is a transcript of the gene clec14a, whose product is annotated as C-type lectin domain containing 14A. Gene Ontology annotation, cellular component: extracellular matrix; external side of plasma membrane. Gene Ontology annotation, molecular function: extracellular matrix protein binding; extracellular matrix binding. The record is from RefSeq and is a predicted model, not a curated record. Gene Ontology annotation, biological process: cell migration. The transcript has a single exon. Lineage: Eukaryota; Metazoa; Chordata; Chondrichthyes; Rajiformes; Rajidae. Bases 1310 to 2629 code for a protein of 439 amino acids.